CAGGAACAAAAAAUCUGGGGAAGGAGGCUUCCAGUACUAUAUUUGGAGUUCAACGUCUCUUGGGUUUCAACUGGUAAGGUGUUUUCAAUUGUUGCUUUGAGUAAAUUUGAGAUUUUGAUUGUGUUUGGGGGAGCUUAGGAAUUAAGAUCAUGGGAAAGUUGGAUAACUCUAGAUAUAGAAUUCUUGUUGUUCUUGUUGUUCUGGCGGUGGUUAGUUGGGGCUGAGAUUGAAAUGGGGUUGCCUUAGAUCCAGGAAACCUAAGUUUGUAUGUGCAAAAAAAGUUCGCCUUUUUCGAGUCUGCCUGUGAUUAUUUGGUGUUGUUUUCCCUUUUUCCUAGGUUAAUCUUAUGAAUCCUUUUCGCCUUUCUCUUCUUGGGUUAAGAGUAGCUGCACUUUCUAUUUCAGACUCGUGUAAUUAAGACUAUGGAUAAGGUUUGGUUGUUACUAUAAAGUUGGAGAAUUUGAUAAGAUGAAGGAUAUUGAGAAAUUCAAUUUACCUGUCAUGUCUUCUGAUUCGUUCUCAAAAAGGGUUGAUCUGGUGUCCUUCUGCAGAUCUGAUUAACCCAUCCUCUGUCCUCUUUUGUUUAAUUCAUUCCCCUCUUAAAAUUUUGACCUUGGUGGUUUAGCUUGUGCUUCAUAUACUAUUCUUUGUAAAAAGACUGAAAGUUGUCUGGUAUUUAACACAAUGGAAAAGGUGUUUUGUACCAACUAUGCGGAUGCUCGUUUGUAAUUGAAAGGAGAUGAGAAACAUGUAAACUGGUGGAUAAGCUAGAGGGAUUUGAAUGGUAACUGUUAGUUGCUUAGAGUGAGGGUUGUUGAUGGAAGACAUGUCUUCAGCUGCCGUUUCACUGACACUUAGUUUAGGUAAUUCUGUGUGUGAGAAUUCCGGAAUGGCAACACAUGUAGAAAUUACACGGAUGAAGCUCGUAACAGAUGCAGCAAGCUUGUUGUCUGAUACUGCUAAGGUCAUGUCUUCAGACUGUCCUGGGUCUGGUGACACUAAGGGUGAUGCUCAUAUGGUGACUGUGUCGGCAUCUGCCCAGUGUGGUGGUGCAGCUGAUUUGUUUAAGCUGUCACCUGAGGAUGGAAACAGAUUGACCGCUGCUGGUGAUGCCAUGACCCAUGAGAGUGAGGAGGAUGAAAUUCUGUCUGUUGUGGAAGACAGUAAUGGAAUUAUCAAUGAGGGAUUGCUCGUUUUGAAUGCUGGGUCAGAAAUAAGCCCGCCAAAUUCUGUGGAAAUUGAAAGUGGUCGAAUUCUUGCCAAGGCUAUUAUUUUGGGAGAGUCAAGCAUUGAGCAGGUGCCCACAGCUGAAGUAGUCCUCACUGCAGUGAAUUCAGAUGCAAAGAUUCCUGAUGGGCGUGAGUUAAAGGCCUCUGAGGUGGUUAUUAAGCUGCCUAGUGAAAAGAAUCUCACUAAAGGUAGCCGAAGUGUUUUUGAGUUGGACUGUAUACCCUUAUGGGGUUCUGUGUCAAUUUGUGGGAAAAGACGUGAAAUGGAAGAUGCUAUUGCUGCUGAACCCCGAUAUAUGAAAAUUCCUAUCAAGAUGCUCAUUGGUGAUCGUGUUAUUGAUGGAAUGAGUCAGAGUCUGACCCACCUGACUGGUCACUUCUUUGGUGUUUAUGAUGGCCAUGGCGGCUCUCAGGUUGCUAACUAUUGUCGUGAUCGUAUUCAUGUGGCUUUGGCUGAAGAGAUUGGAAACAUUACAGGUGAUUUAUAUGAUGGUAUUAAUGUGGAAAAUCGGCAGGUGCAGUGGGAGAAGACCUUCACUAGUUGCUUUCUGAAGGUUGAUGAUGAGAUUGGAGGAAAAGUUAGCAGAGGCAAGAUUGGAGGAAGUGCUGAUGCUUCUGAUUCUGGUUUUGACCCUAUUGCCCCUGAAACUGUUGGAUCAACUGCUGUGGUGGCCUUGGUCUGUUCAUCACACAUUAUAGUUGCAAACUGCGGUGAUUCUAGAGCAGUCUUGUGUCGGGGAAAAGAAUCCAUGACACUAUCUGUCGACCAUAAACCAGGUAGAGAAGAUGAGUAUGCAAGAAUUGAGGCAUCAGGAGGCAAGGUUAUACAGUGGAAUGGACACCGCGUGUUUGGUGUUCUUGCAAUGUCAAGAUCUAUUGGUAGUUUUAGUUCAUUUUUGGCCUGAAUUCAAUUACAAAUUGUCAUUGAGCGGUUCCAUAAAACAUAUGAAAUUUUGUUUGGACAAGUUGAAACAAACGACCAUUUAUUGCAUUGAUCUCUGUUGCCUGGCAUUUCCUUUUUCUGAUAGCUUGUUUAAUAUCUGACCUUGUUUGAUGAUUCCUUUAGUGGAGUUUAACCUAUGAUACCUAGUUUUUCACUGACUUCCCCUCAAUACCAUCUUGCAGGUGACAGAUACUUGAAGCCAUGGAUUAUUCCAGAACCAGAAGUGAUGUUUGUUCCUCGAGCCAGAGAAGAUGACUGUAUGAUAUUGGCCAGUGAUGGGUUGUGGGAUGUGAUGACAAAUGAGGAAGCCUGUGAAGUGGCUCGAAAGCGGAUCUUGCUGUGGCACAAAAGGCAUGGGGUUCCAUCACUGGCAGAAAGAGGCAAAGGCGUUGACCAUGCAGCACAAGAUGCAGCUGAUUACCUUUCAAAGCUUGCUCUUCAAAAGGGCAGCGAGGACAACAUCUCCGUCAUUGUGGUUGAUUUGAAAGCUCAGAGGAAAUUCAAGAGCAAAUCUUAAUUUAAUCUAUGACUAUAUACCUAGUACAUUAACAAAUACGUACCUAGCUGUUAGCUGCAGUCCAUGACUUUUUCUUAUGGGCUUAAUGUGUGUACAAGAAUACAAGAAAUGAGUAUGUACCAUAGAAACCGAAUCUGAUGUGAUGAAUGCAAUAUUUAUCGACUGUGUUUUUGUUAUUGAAUGGUUCAUCUGAUAUGAUAACAAUUAACAACAUUUAUUGCC
Molecule: messenger RNA, 2911 nt
Organism: Rubroshorea leprosula
Lineage: Eukaryota; Viridiplantae; Streptophyta; Magnoliopsida; Malvales; Dipterocarpaceae
Source: the annotation of a GenBank genome assembly